Messenger RNA from Solanum pennellii, 1527 nucleotides. Its product is annotated as ribulose bisphosphate carboxylase/oxygenase activase, chloroplastic. Bases 42 to 1334 code for a protein of 430 amino acids. Lineage: Eukaryota; Viridiplantae; Streptophyta; Magnoliopsida; Solanales; Solanaceae. The transcript is spliced from 12 exons. The record is from RefSeq and is a predicted model, not a curated record. Gene Ontology annotation, molecular function: ATP binding; ATP hydrolysis activity.
ACAACAAAAAGAAAACUAAAGGCCCAAAAUUCUUCAUAACAAUGGCUCUCUUGUUCAACACUAAUCUCCUCAGAGCUCCUCUCACUUUCCACUCAAUUCCACUUUCUUCUACUAAGCAAUUCCCCAAUUACUCUUCUAUCUCUGUUCGUUGUUCAUCUACUAAUCAACAGAGUGAUGAAAUUCGAGAUUCCGAUCAAGAUGAACCAAAGAAGAAGAAAAGACUCUCUGAACAGUCUUCAUGGGAAACUAAAGAUUCUGAUGGCAAAGAUUAUCUUUAUAGGCUUGGUGCUGAGGCAGAUAAUAUGAAUAUUGCUGUUGGUGCUAGGGCUGGCGUCAUUGAUAGCCUAUUCGCCGGGAAUUUCCUUGGAAAAGAUUCGGAUAUUGUGUUUGAUUAUCGGCAGAAGGUGACUAGGUCGUUUCAGUACCUUCAAGGCGAUUACUACAUUGCACCUGUGUUUCUGGAUAAAGUUGUGUGUCACAUUGUGAAGAACUACAUUUCUAAUAUUUUGAACGCCAAAGUUCCCCUGAUUCUAGGUGUUUGGGGAGGAAAAGGGCAAGGCAAAACAUUUCAGACUGAACUGAUCUUUCAGGCAAUGGGAAUUGAACCUGUCAUUAUGUCUGCAGGAGAGCUAGAAUCAGAAAGAGCUGGAGAACCGGGAAAGUUAAUACGUGAGCGUUAUAGAACUGCUUCUCAAGUGGUUCAGAACCAAGGGAAAAUGAGUGUUUUGAUGAUCAACGACAUUGAUGCUGGCCUUGGUAGAUUUGGUAACACGCAAGUGACAGUCAACAACCAAAUUGUUGUUGGAACUCUGAUGAAUUUGUGUGAUAAUCCUACAAGGGUAAGUGUGGGGCAGGACUGGAGAGAAGGAGAUAUAACGCACAGGAUUCCCAUUAUUGUGACAGGAAAUGAUUUUUCAACAAUGUAUGCUCCCCUAAUUCGUGAUGGGAGAAUGGAGAAGUUCUAUUGGCAGCCCACCCAAGAAGACAUCGUGAAUAUUGUUUGUAGAAUGUACGAGAAAGAUGGCAUAACAAAGGAUGAGGUUGCAACUAUUGUUAAUACCUUCCCAAAUCAAGCAUUGGAUUUUUAUGGAGCUAUGAGAUCUAGAACAUACGACCAGUCCAUCUUAAAGUGGGUUGAAGACUCUGGAGGUGCUGAAGAUAUUGGCAGAAGAUUUCUUCGACAAAGAAAGAAGGGAGAACUUCCAGUUUUUAUUCCUCCAGAGCAAACAUUGGAAGCCUUACUUGAAUCGGGAUACUCUCUUACGAAAGAACAAAUGCUGAUUAUGGAGAGCAAACUUUCAAAAGAAUACAUGAAGAACAUGGAUGAAGAAUAGUAUGGAGUGCUGCUGCAACUAUGAGGCUUCAGGUUGAUUUUGUGUAUAUCAUUGAGUGAAUAACAGUAAAUAAUCUUUUUGUUUUACUGUGAAUCCCAAAAUCUGAACAUCUCAGACACAAUCUUUAUUGCUCAACUAAAAUUAUUCAUUUACUGGAUUUAUCAUCCUUUUUACAAAUUCUUUUUUAGUUUUA